Molecule: messenger RNA, 1420 nt
Organism: Columba livia (rock pigeon)
Lineage: Eukaryota; Metazoa; Chordata; Aves; Columbiformes; Columbidae
Gene: FADS6
Product: fatty acid desaturase 6
Exons: 7
Coding region: 144-1334 (396 amino acids)
Biological process (GO): lipid metabolic process
Cellular component (GO): membrane
Molecular function (GO): oxidoreductase activity, acting on paired donors, with oxidation of a pair of donors resulting in the reduction of molecular oxygen to two molecules of water
Source: RefSeq, a predicted model, not a curated record
UUAUUGCCAUUGCUUAAUCUGCAUUUGCCCUCCUCCCCGUCCUCCCCUGCUCCUCCCUUCUCCAAAUCCCGGCUCCUCGGCCCCGGUGUGCGGUGCCGCACGGUCUGCCCGGCCGCCCCGACACGGCCACCGCGCCAGCGGAGAUGCCGCUGGAGGACAGGGACCCGGUGAGGCAGAGGGGACAGCGGGUCGAUGGCAAGGUCCACAGUACCCCACAGCCUGAGGGGACGGGGGACGCCCCAGCGCCUGAUUGCAGCAGGAUGAAGGUGGCGGCAGAGGGCUGGGAGCCGGGACCAGCACUGGGUGACGGGGACGUGACCCCUGGGGGAGCCCCGCUGCGGCAGGAGGAAGCCCUGAUGGCCGAGCUGUCGGAGCUGGUGCAGAAGGUGGUGAGAAGCAGUAGCUGGUGGGAGCGGCACGGCGUGGACAUCAGCAUCCUCGCCGGCAGCUUCCUCCUGCUCCCAGCAGGGUUCCUGUGCCUGCGGUCAGCCCAGGCCAUCCCUUUCCUGGCGGGUGUCCUCACCCUUGGUGUGGUGCAUCACACCCUGACUGUGAAGGGCAGCCACCUGGCCAGCCACAACGCCUUGACCGAGUCCAAGUCCUGGGGCAAAGUGUGGGCUAUCUUCUUAAUUGAGCUCUGCUCAGCUUUCACGGUCGAGCAAGCCACCUACAACCACGUGAAGAUCCACCAUGGCUACACCAAUGUCAUCGGCCUGGGGGAUUCCAGCACCUGGAAGCUUCCUUUCCUGAACCGCUACGUCUAUAUGUUCAUUGCGCCUCUCGCAGUGCCCAUCCUAACCCCUCUGGUUGCACUGGAUUUGUUGAGGAAUGUGGAGUGGAAAGCAGCUCUCCGGACCCUCUGCUGCAUGUUUCUGGGUCUUUACUGCCAUUACUGGCUGCUGCUCCAUGUCUCGGGCUUCCAGUCGCCGUGGUCCGCCCUGCUCUGCAUGCUGCUCACCCGCUCCCUCCUGGCCCAUCCUUACAUCCACGUCAACAUAUUCCAGCACAUCGGCCUCCCCAUGUUCGCGGCUGAUCGGAAACCCAAGCGGAUCCACCUGAUGAGCCUGGGUGUCCUCAACCUGCCCCGCAACGCCCUGCUCGACUGGUCCUUCGGUCACUCGCUCAUCAGCUGCCAUGUGGAGCAUCAUCUCUUCCCCAGCCUCUCUGACAACAUGUGCCUCAAGAUCAAACCUGUCGUCUCCCAGUACCUGAAGCAGAAGAAGCUGCCGUACAAUGAGGACACCUACACCUCCCGGCUCCGGCUCUUCCUCCGCAGAUACGAGGAGCUGAUGGUCCAUGCUCCCCCCAUCACAGAGCUGGUGGGCAUCCAGUGAGGAGGGGGGCCCAGGACUUGCGGGAUGGUUUUAACAGGAUGGGGACUUCACAGACACACACCUCUAUAAAGCCACCACAUAGGAAA